AUGGAACUCACGUGGCUUCCGGAUAUCCCUCAAUCGCGGAGUCGCACUCGAGCUUUGCGAGCUUGUCCCACGUGCCAACGAUCAAAGAAACGCUGCCGGCAUUUGAUUCCCAAAUGGGAACCCUUCAAUGACCCGAGAUCACCGCCACAAUCGCACGAUGACCUUGGGAGGCCUAUUCACAGAAAUGACUCGAAUCGCGAACAGCUUCCUGCAUCCGCGCACAUAGACCGAGCGCAAACAACGUCCGACAGUCUAGCUCCGUUAUCGGUUCCUGCCACCGAGCGAUUUGUGGGAGAUCUCAAUCCAGAAUCCCUGAUUCGCGAGCGAUUAGAUGAGCCGACUGGGAGCCCUCUCCGGGAUCGUAUCGGGCUUUGGAUCAACUCCCCAGCUGCGCAGAAAGCAGAGCCUCGGGGCAUACAGAGAGGACAAGCCACAGCCGGAGAAUAUGCAGCCAAUAUCCCGGCACAAAGCGCAAUCGAUGGCCAAGCCAUUGCAUCGUUACUUCACCAAAGGUUUGCGGCGGGGAUACAAGCAUGCGAACAACUACCUCUCGCGACGCGCCAGUCUUUGUCCGCUAUCUAUUUCUCCAAGGUUAAUCACAUCGUGCCAAUAGUCGACCAGGAAUCUUUCCAAGCCCAAGAAGAAGGCUCGGCGUCGGUGUUCCUUGAAAAAGCCAUAUGCCUCGCCGCAGCAAAGACCCGCGCGGCUAAUCCCCACUUACGCCUUGUGCCAGACGGCCCAAUCCUAUCGUCACGCCAAUUCUGUUCUGAGAUAUAUAAGGAGCUGGUUGUAGCUAUGGACGCAGAGCUAGAACCGGAUCGGUUGACACGGAUCCGCGUUCUUGCACUGAUGUCCUUGCACUGUGAGGGUCUUGAAGGGGCCGAGGCGGCAUCUCUACAUCUCUGCCAAGCUAUCCAUCAGGCCCAGACGGUAGGAUUGCAUCUCGGCCGGCCGAAUCAAACCUCCACGGAUUCCCUCACUAAACUCUUCUGGUGUCUAUGGACAUUGGACAAGGUGCAUGCAAGUAUCGGUGGGCGGCCGGUUCUUCUAGCUGACCGCGAUAUCGGGGUCGUAAAGCCCGAUGUCAGCGCUCAGACGUCGCGAGGGGCUUUCGAGGUGUGGCUUGCCGUGUCGGAUUUGCUCGCAACUGUCAUAUCGUUCUACCGACCCUCUGCAGAAGCCACAAGCGGGUGGGAAGAGGGAUUCCCUGCGUUUGAGGAUAUCGUAGGGGAGGAUACCCAAGAUGACCUGGAUUUUGCUACUCUGGGCUUCUUGGAGCUUUACUAUCAUUCUGUGGCUAUUUUAUCCUGUCGGUAUAAACCCACCGAGAACAUCGAUAGCACCAGACUGUCGUCUGUCAGACAAGGACUAGCAGCUGUUCGCAUUCACUCCAUCGUCGCCUCGGAGUGUGCAGAUGACCUACCACCCCUUCCAAUCGUGCCGUACUCUGUCACCUUGUCUAUGGGUGUUGCAUAUCGACAACUCCGCUCGAGCAGACUUAUCACGCACCUCGACCGAGCGAAAGCUAGUCUUGAAGCGUGCCGCUCCGUUCUAGAAACUCUUAGUCCAUAUUGGUAUUCCGCCGAGGCGAUGGCCCGGCUGGGCCAAAAAGCCCUGCACCAGAUUCAAGGCAAGCCACAAUCCUCUCGGACGAACCCUAUCGGUCCACAGCAUGUGGCAGAGGCCUCGCACAAAGAAGUCAGCACCCACGGCCCGGUAUCAGAGGGGCCAGGGACAAUUAAUCCGGCACCUCAAGGCAACAAUUCCCCCCGAGCUAAGAGGCAACGCAAUAACGACCAUGGAACCACUGCUGUGUCUCCGCCGGAAUUCGCGAUGGACGUCCUCCAACCUCCGGUGGGCGGUCUGGAUACAUCUAUACAAGACGGAUUUGCAGACAUUGACACACUGUUCGGAGAGUUCUUAGAUAUCUCUCUACCGACCCAUUUCUGGGAUCCUAUUUUUAUGGAAAAUCAAGGGCAAACGAAUGAUCCGCAGUCAUAA
Messenger RNA from Penicillium roqueforti, 2001 nucleotides. RefSeq names its product transcription factor domain-containing protein. Gene Ontology annotation, biological process: DNA-templated transcription. The transcript has 3 exons. Gene Ontology annotation, molecular function: zinc ion binding; DNA binding. NCBI's taxonomy places the organism in Eukaryota, Fungi, Ascomycota, Eurotiomycetes, Eurotiales, Aspergillaceae. The record is from RefSeq and is a predicted model, not a curated record. Bases 1 to 2001 code for a protein of 666 amino acids.